UGACCCGGCGCAGCGGCGAGGAGCACAACAGUCCUCUCUAACAAAUGAAAGGAUGGGGGGCAACAGCGGCAGCAGCAGCUGAGUUCAGUCAAACUGGAUCGGGGGCCGAGGGGGCACAGCAACUUUCUUCUCACUCCUGGGUGACUUUUCUUGGAUUUAUUUCCCGCUCCACAACAAUAUGCCAUUUGCCAAAAGAAUAGUGGAACCCCAGUUACUGUGCAGGUAUCAAGUCCCAAACGAGGAGAGUCUGGUUUUCGAGGAUCUGGUCUCCAUCAAUAAUGUGGCUCUAUCUCGGACCUUGCGGCAGCUGUCGGACCUGGCCAAACAUGCCUACUCCAUAUUCCAGGAGCUGGAAAACGAGCUCACAACCACCAACCAGCGGGUCCGGGGGCUACAGGGCAGGAUCGGCCAACUUCAGCAGACCUGCUCCGAGCUGGACCCCAAACAGGAGGCAGUGCCGGUAUCUAACCUGGAUGUGGAGAGUAAGCUGACAGCACAUUACCAAGCUCCCUGGCAUCAGCAGAGGAACGUUUUCCAUCCCUCUACACGGCCAGAAUGUGUGGAAGAGCUCCACAGGCAAGCCAAAACCAGCCUGUGGGCCCUGCACCGAGAUCACCAGAGGAGACGAUCGGGCAGCAGGGAGCGGAGAGUUACCAUCGCAAUCUCGCCGGUGCCCCCAAUGCCCAUGUAUCCCUCCCCUCAGAGGGGAACAAAUUUAACAACGUUCGAAUCCACCCGCUCCUCCUCCCCUACCGAAUGUUGCCACUUCUCUCCCUGGAGCAGAAAGGCUGCGCCCUCUGACCCCGACUCUGACGGGGUGGCUCUAGGUCACCGGUCUAAGUUUCCCAUCCCUAACAUCCCCUCCACCCUGGACAAGCAGACUAACUGGUCUAAAGCUCUGCCGCUGCCCACUCCAGAAGAGAGAAUGAAAAGCAAUUCCCAAGUCAUCACCUCAUGUGUCAUCCCCAUUAAUGUGACCGGGGUUGGCUUUGACAGAGAUGCUAGUGUGCGUUGCUCGCUCGUUCACUCGCAGUCUUUGCUUCAGAGGAGACGGAAGCUGAGGAGACGGAGGACUGUUGCCGGCGUUCCGAGACAGGUGCAGCGAGACUUAGAUUCUGAUGACUCUCCUGGCUCCAGAGAGCGGACAGUGAUAGUUCACGCCAGUGCAGAUAUCACCCCUUCCAGCCAGGAGUUUGCCAGCCAUCUCAACACCAGAGACUCCGGUUGUCAGACAGAAGACUUUUUGAUCUCAGGAGCACCAUCUCGAAGGAGGAUCAGGCUCCAGAGAGGCCCAGGAGUCUCCCUCUCCCUCUCACAUUCUGCAGGAAACAUCUCCUCCCUCCCUGAGACCUCGGACACCAUGUUCAGUGCCUCCAUUGGAGCACACCUGCGUUCUCGGAGUCUGCCCCGAGACACCAGCCGGAUGUUGGACAACGGACAUAACGACAGCGACGAUGAGGAGGACCUUUCCCCCUUCGACACUGAGGGGUUUCUGACUGGAUCCAGGAAGUUGACUCUGAAGGAUGAAGAGGAGAGUACUGAUGACCAGGCCAUGUCUGAACACCAGCUAGGAAGCCUUAAGUACAAGCAGCUGUCACAGAGUCCGGAGCGCAGCUGGAUGGAACGGACCAGAUCUCACCUGCCUAGAAAAGCUGACAUGGGCAGCUGUGAGAUCUCAUCUAGCUCGGACACCUUCAGUAGCCCUAUGCACUCCGUCUCUGCUGCAGCAGUGCUGGGAGGCCAGAUAGACCAUAAGGAGGACCACCAGUCCUCCAGUGGGAACUGGAGCGGGAGCAGUUCCACAUGCCCCUCCCAGACAUCAGAAACAAUCCCUCCUGCCGCAUCUCCACCUCUGACCGGCUCCUCCCACUGUGACUCCGAGCUCUCUUUAAACGCUGCCACUCACACUAAUGAUGACCAGACAGGCUUCUUGCUGGACCACUAUCAGGGCCUCAGGACCCAAAGAGCAGGCUCCUUCUCCUCCACAGCUAUGGACAUAUUAGAAGAAGUAGGUGUCAGCACUCCCAUCGAGGGGGAGUGGAGUUACCCCAAUCCAGAGCCUCCGGGGUCACAGGGCUUCAGCCCCGAGCCAAGCAGAGAGGCUGAGAGCAGUCUGGGCUGCCCCAGUUUCACCAGUAUGGCUACCUGUGAGAGCAGCUUCUCCGACAAACCACCGUCAGAGAAAGCAGACACCGUCUCACACUACUCUGUGGACAAUGAAGGUUACUACACCUCCAUGCACUUUGACUGCGGCCUGAAAGGUAGCCGAAGCUUCACUUAUAAUAACUAUGCACCCUCAGGCACUGACUGUGGCCUGUCAGAUUCAAGUGGUCACAUGACACUGGGAAGACGCUGCCUCUCCUUAAAAAAACCAAAGGUGAAGCCAUCGCCACCUAAGAGGAGCUCCUCCUUAAGGAAAAUAUGCAGUGAGGGGAACAUCCCUAUUAAGAAAGAACCAAAGAUUACAUGUGGGCAGCAACUUCCUCUGUCUGCAAAGGAGAGGAAACUGCAGCUGGCUUUGUCUGGCUCUCUGGCUCACACUGAAAACUCCUCACUGGUCAGAGAAACCCGGGUAGGCUGGGGGGUUGAGGGCUCAGCUGAUCUACCCGACUUAGUCUCCACAGAUACACAUUCAUUUAAGGAUGAGGGGGUUUUGCAGUCAGACUAUGCAGAUCUGUGGCUCCUGAAUGAUUUGAAAUCCACCGAUCCUUACCGAUCGUUGUCAAACUCCAGCACAGCUACGGGUACGACGGUUAUUGAAUGCAUCAAGUCACAGGAUAGCUCAGAGUCGCAGACGUCCCAGUCUGGCUCCAGAGCUACCACCCCUUCACUUCCAUCAGUCGAGGGAGAUUUCAAGCUCACAUCCCCAGAGAAGCUGGCAGGCCUGGCAAGCCCAUCCAGUGGCUACUCCAGUCAAUCAGAAACACCCACCUCCUCAUUUCCCUCUACCUUUUUCCCUGGGCCACUGUCUCCAUCAAGUGGUAAAAGGAAGCCCAAAGUCCCAGAGAGGAAGUCCUCUCUCUCAUCACUGUCACUUCAGUCACUGUCCUCCAGGGAUGGCGCAACCUCAAAGAGGGAUCUGGAGCUGCCAAUUAUCCCUCCCUCUCAUCUCGACUUAAGUGCCCUUCAAAGCGUCAACAACAAGGCGACAGCUUACAAGACCCAGAUGCAAAUCCUUCACCAAAACAAACAAAAACCAGCAGUGUCAGCCAAGCCUAUAGUACCUCACAACCCAGAGGUAUUCAACGCCCAUUGCCUGUCCAUUACACCCACGGUGCUGAACUCAGUACACCUCCGAUCGAUCAGUAAGGAGCAGCACGAAAAUCACACAGCUUCCAAAUUCCAAUAUCCCACUGUGAACUCACCUAGCAAACUUUCCACUAGUAAAUCUUUAGAGCUUAAGAGUCCCGUGCUGUACAACUCACACCACCAUCAUUUUCACCCAUCCUCAAAGGAGUCAGGUGUGUUUACCUCAAAUGAAGAGCUUACAAGUGGAAGGUCAGCAUGUGAGACUGAGACGAGGAACGAGCCGGAGCAAGAGGCUCCUGCAAAGUGUAUGACAACAGUCAGGCUCCAGUCCAACUCAUGUUUGGACCAGAAAGGUCCAGAAGUCCCCGAACAAACCACAAGUCAAGAAAGAGAGACCUGUAGAGAGCUGCCAGAAACACCUGCCUGCCUCGGAGACUUCAGCUCACAGUCUGAGACUUUACAGCAACAGCACUCUGAAGAAGAAGAAGAGGCGUAUCCUCCUCCUCCUCCUCCUGUCCUACACAGUUCCCCCAAUAGACCCAGCAGUCUGGAUAAAGUGCCUGCUACUGACAGUCAGUCGGAGACGCUGCAAAGCAGUCCAAUCAGCAAUGAAGACAGCAAAGAAAUGGAUUCAUUGGGCGAGUCAUCCGAAUGUAUCUCACAGGACAGCAAGGAGGAGUCCAUGCCAGACAUGGAGGACUAUUUUAGUAAAGACUCCACUCUCAGUGACAGCACUGUGUCCUCAGUGCAUGAUGAGUCAAGGCCAGAGGAUGACACCGUGUUUCUGUCCCCCACUAAAUCUCGCACCACUGAGGAUUUAUUCGCUAUGAUACACAGGUCUAAAAGGAAAGUGUUGGGGAGAAAAGACUCCGCCGAGUUGGGUGUGAGGAACCGCCUUGGUGGCGCUUCAGGGAACACACCACCUAACAGCACUGCAAGCUCCCCUAUCUCUGUGGCAUCACCCUCCUCUGCCGUGACCCCACCUGGCCUGCACAGAGUCCCCGUUCCAAUCUACAGGAACGCAAAAAAGUCCAGCACCUCCAACGAGGAGUUCAAACUACUGCUGCUUAAAAAAGGAAGCCGCUCUGACACUAGUUACCGCAUGUCAGCUACAGAGAUCCUCAAGAGUCCCAUCACCCCUAAAUCACUUGGAGACACUCUAAUGGAGUCACCCAGACACCCCGAUGACAACAUGUUCCCUCAGCAGCAGCCCCAAUCAGGACAGGACCACCUUUCCAGCCCCUACUUGAAAACCAACGCAGAGGGCUUUUCACCGAAAUCCUUCCAUACAUCUGCAGCCUCAAGGCAGGGACGCUCCAGGAUCCCACCACCUGCCAACAGCAGCCGCUACAGCAUGCGCAGCAGGCUGUACUCAACGCCCAUGCAGGCCAUCUCUGAGGGUGAGACGGAGAACUCGGAUGGGAGCCCUCAUGACGACCGCUCAUCGCAGGGCUCCACAUAAAAAAAAAGCAAUAAUUAAGUAAUUUUAUUAGUUUACAGCAAACAGACAAACAAAAAAGAUGGACCAGAAUGAGGAGAGAAGGAGAGGAAAUUAGACAAACAUGAACAUUUUUUAAAGAAAAUCAUAAAUUUAGUAAUUAAUAGUGUUUUAUACAGACUGCAUUUCUAAGAAAACAUCUUUAUGAAAUGAACAGUUGGCUCUAGAAACUUGAUUGUUUUGCGUCUGCAUUAUAUGGAAAAAUAUGAUUUACAAACCGGAAAAUCUUCUCAGUUCUAAAUUUAAAGGGGGACCUAUUUUUCUUUUCCUGAUUUUCUAUCAUAUAUGUAUGGAAGCCCGUUUCCGCACAAGAAAAAAAAAAUCCAUAACUCGAGUUAUCUUUCUCGAAAUUUCGACUUAUUAACUCGAAAUUUUGAGAAAAGUAACUCCAAAUUUAGAGUUAGCUCUGCCAAUCAGUAAUCUACGUGAAUGACGUCAUUUUCUUGUUACCCGGAAGGAUAUGGCGCAGAGGAAUGCGGACUCAAAACCGGAUCGCAACAAAUUGCCGCUUUGAAGAGUACGUUUGCUGAUAGUAACGCCAUGUGAUUCAGCUAAUAACAAAAGGAUUUCAUCAUUUGUGAAGCCACGCUGAAAAUACUCAGCAAUUUGUGCAUUCAUGACUGGCUGUAAUACUGGUAGCUUAGCUGUAGCAUUUGUAGCUGAGGGCUUCAGCUUCCGGGUAACAAGGAAAUGACAUAAUUCACGUACAUUACUGAUUG
Messenger RNA from Pelmatolapia mariae (spotted tilapia), 5466 nucleotides. It is a transcript of the gene nhsa, whose product is annotated as Nance-Horan syndrome a (congenital cataracts and dental anomalies). The record is from RefSeq and is a predicted model, not a curated record. The transcript has 9 exons. NCBI's taxonomy places the organism in Eukaryota, Metazoa, Chordata, Actinopteri, Cichliformes, Cichlidae. Bases 179 to 4711 code for a protein of 1510 amino acids. Gene Ontology annotation, biological process: cell differentiation; lens development in camera-type eye.